GACGUCCACAAACCCCUCUCCGACUGUGACUCUCUCAAAAGCCUCAAACUCCGCGUCACAAACAUAGGAUGCUCACAGCAUCCCGACCGCUGGAACUUCCCGCUCGACCUGGCCUCUGGGUCCAUAUACCCCUCGAAGCUGGAGUCGCUGGACCUAGAGGGGUACCAUUUCGGCGAUCGGAUGUGGGAUGAGAUAUCAGAGCCGCCCUAUCGGACGAAUUCCAAGUUUUGGGAUACGAUGGAGUGGAUUGGUUCCGGUAGAGCGUGGAAGUGGGUGAGGCAUCUCCCGUUGUCUGCGGAGCAAAAGGCCAAGACGAAUCUGGACUUGUUGCUGCACGCUAUGGAUUUCGGGAGUAUCAAGAACCUCACUUUAAGGCCCAGGGUCGGCCACUAUCCUGACAUCGCGAACCUGAUCCCACACUUGAAAUCGCUUCAGUCGCUCAAGGUCUAUGGCGGCUGGGCAAAAGACCUCAUCUUGGGGGUGCCCGAGAACUCGCUGACGCAUCUGUCGUGGAUAUUCAGCGAUGAGACCGGCGCUUCCGUGUUGCCCGUCCUGCGACACCACGCGCAGUCUCUCAGAAGCUUUGAGUGGCGCGAGGCGGAAAGCGGGAUUCGACAGCGGCGAGUGAUGACGGCAGAAGAAACCUCAGAACUCGGCCGCAUGGCGCCGAACCUGGAAUCGAUUACGCUCGACGUCAACCGCAACGGGACCUGGCCGAUGGAGGUUUUUGACGCGCUGGCGACGAACUUUCCAAAAGUAACCAACAUUACAGUCUUCUUGGAGUUUGCGAGCGAGUGCCGGCGACAGCUGGGAGCCUCCAUGGAGGGGGUGUAUGGCUACGACCAGUGGAAGCUGGACUUAGAAUCGGAUUGCAGUAGCGGCAUUGAGUCCAUGGCCCAGCCGGUGCUGGAUACCAAACCAGUCAUGAAGCUGUUUUAUCGAUUGCGGGAGAAGAAGGUGGGCGACUUGUUGAAAAACGUUGCUUUCUACGCGGGUGAUUGGGAGAGACCGUGGGAUGGGGCUUUGGCAGAGAGUAAAUGGCUCGAUGGCAGGAGAACAUACUCUUUGUGUGAGGCUGUGUACGAUCCCCCUUACUCCAGUGGUGGCGGUUGUAGGGGGAUGACAGGAGGGAUUCCUACGAGGGGCAGUUCCUCCGGGUAUGAGGAACGC
Messenger RNA from Colletotrichum phormii, 1170 nucleotides. RefSeq lists its product as uncharacterized. The transcript has a single exon. NCBI's taxonomy places the organism in Eukaryota, Fungi, Ascomycota, Sordariomycetes, Glomerellales, Glomerellaceae. The record is from RefSeq and is a predicted model, not a curated record. The annotation marks the transcript as partial.